This is a messenger RNA of Monoraphidium neglectum, 1461 nucleotides long. RefSeq lists its product as hypothetical. The coding region runs from base 1 to 1461 and encodes 486 amino acids. The record is from RefSeq and is a predicted model, not a curated record. Gene Ontology annotation, molecular function: protein binding. Gene Ontology annotation, cellular component: nucleus; cytoplasm. NCBI's taxonomy places the organism in Eukaryota, Viridiplantae, Chlorophyta, Chlorophyceae, Sphaeropleales, Selenastraceae. The transcript is spliced from 11 exons.
AUGGAGGGGAGGGCGCUGCUUGGCAUGGCGAGAGACAACAAGCCAGAAGACAUCAAAGCGGCGGUGGCGCUGGGCAUCCCCGUGGACUACCCCAAUCCCAUAGGCCAGACUGCGCUGAUGGUUGCAUGUCUGUGGGGCAACCUAGAUGCAAUCAAGGUGGGUGGUGCCGCGGGUGUAGAGUGGGCCGCAACAGUUGCGCACAUCCUGCCACUGCUGCUGCUGCUGCUGCUGCUGCUGCUGCUGCUGCUGCUGCUGCUGCUGCUGCUGCUGCUGCUGCUGCUGCUGCCGCUGCCGCUGCUGCUGAUGCUGCUGCAGUUGGGCGCCAACCCCAACAAACAAAACCAGGGCGGCGCCGUCCCCUUGCACUUUGCGGCGGCGGCGAAGCGCAACUCGCCUGAGGUGUGCAAGCUGCUCCUGGCGGCGGGGGCGGAACCGGAGAUAAUGGAUGACAUGGGGUGCAUGCCUUACGAGCGUGCAGAGGACCCCGAGCUGCGGAAGCUUCUUGGAGGCCCAGACCAGCGGCUGUUCGACUUUGCAGCGGCCAAUGACGCGGAGGGCCUCCGGGGGCUGGUGACGUCGGGCGCCGUCAAGAGCCUGCGGGCGAUGGACCAGCAGGGCCGCCACGCGCUCAACAUCGCCAUCGCGCAGAACAACGGGGUCGAGGCUUUGUCUGUGAUCCUGGAGAUCGACCCAGAGCUGGCCGCCCUCCCCGACAUGACCGGGGACGCCCCCCUGCACGUGGCGGCCGAGGCGGGCGCGGAGGAGGCUCUGGCGGUGCUGCUGAAGCUGCUGACCCGGGAGCAGGUCAACCAGCGAAACCUCCAGCUCAGCGAAUACACGCAAGGCGCGCCGGCAGGGGCCGGGGCGGCGCGGCGGCACGGCAGCGCUUGGCACGGCACCGGCCGCGCCCAGGAUGGAUGGCCUGGACGCUCCUGGCUGUCUGGGCAGGAGGUGAUAAAGCCGUGGGACAAGACGGCGCUGGCCAUCGCCGUGGAGGCCGCCGACGAGGACAUGGCGCGCGCCCUGCUCGACGCAGGCGCCGACCCCAACAUCCCGGACAUUGACGGCGCCAGCUGCCUGCACCUGGCGCUGGAGGGGCAGGAGGAGGGCAUCGCAGAGAUACUGCUGGAGCGCGGCGCAGACCCGAACAAGGCAAGCCGGGACAGCCGCAGCUGCCUCCACACCGCGGCGCAGCGCGGCCCGGUCGCCGACCCCGACGGCUGGACGCCCGUCCACCUGGCGGCGCGCGCGGGGUCGGCCGAGAAGGUGCGGCUGCUGCUGGCGGCCGGCGCAGACCCCGCGGCGACCACCAAGCACGGGCACACGGCGCUCGCGCUGGCGGCCACCAACGGCCGGACGGAGGUGCAGCAAGUCCUCCUGGGUGCAGCGGCGGCGCCCCAGGCUGGGGCCGCGGCGGCUGCGACAAGCGCAGCCCCCGCGGCGGCGGUGGCCGGCGCGUGA